Strongyloides ratti is the source of this 444-nucleotide messenger RNA. Its product is annotated as Protein of unknown function DUF2368 family-containing protein. Gene Ontology annotation, cellular component: plasma membrane. NCBI's taxonomy places the organism in Eukaryota, Metazoa, Nematoda, Chromadorea, Rhabditida, Strongyloididae. The transcript has 3 exons. Gene Ontology annotation, biological process: positive regulation of plasminogen activation. Bases 1 to 444 code for a protein of 147 amino acids. The record is from RefSeq and is a predicted model, not a curated record.
AUGUUUAAUUGGUUUUUUGGUAGACAAAAUGAAAGUAACGUUAAUGAAGAAUUAGUUAAAAAAAUUGUUCUUGAAUUAGAAGCAAAAAAAAUUGAAAGAGAGAUAGCAUUAAAAGAAGCAUUUUUAGAACGAGAAAAAGCUUAUAAUUUAGCUAGAAAAAGAGAGUUGUUUCCUUGGGCUUUUACUACAAGUCUUUUUCUUUCAUUAGUUUCUAUUUCUUCUUAUAUACAACAUAAAAAUAUUAUACAUCUUUUACCAAUGGGAGUGAUAACAGGAUACUUAACUUAUCAAGCUCAUGAUGCUUUUGGGAAUAAGGAAGAAAUUAUAAUAAAAAAUGCUUCUCAAUUGUUAGAAGAUGAUGAAUCUCGUAUAAUAUCAUUUAUUCCAAUUACUAUAGAAGAAAUAAAUAAAAGGAAAAAUCAAAACGAAAGUGAUUAUUUCUAA